AUGAUGAUUAGGAAUCAAUUGUAUAGAAAGUGUAUUAUCGGUGGUGGUAGAUCGAUAUUGAAUGGCUGGGUGAUAAAUGGGACGGUUCCCAACAUUGGUCUUAGAUAUUUACGUUCAGGAAUUGUCACUAGAAGUAAUGAAAUCAAAACUUUAGAAGAUUUAUCGAAACUGAAGAAUCUUGAUGAUGUUGAUCCAGAAUUAAUAAGGAAACUGAUCAAUGAGAGGACUAGCGAAUUGAAUAUUCAAAAUGAAAUGGAAAUGUUGAAACAUAUUCAGAAUGAAGAGAGGAAAACUCAAGAUAUACCUAUUAAAAGAUUCAUCAGACCAACUUGGAUGUUCCUAUUGAUGAGUUCGACUUUUUACCUUUUAGGUCAUUACAUAUGGUGGAAACUUGAGUAUGAUGAAGUAGAGAAAGAAUUAGAUAGACAAGUGACUGCAUUAGAAGAAGAAUUGCAUAAUUUAAUUGAAGAACAUCGUGUACAUGGAGAAAAUGAAGCUAUUAAAAACAAAAAACAUAAACAUUGGUACAAAUUUUGGUCUUAG
This is a messenger RNA of Vanderwaltozyma polyspora DSM 70294, 543 nucleotides long. RefSeq names its product Ina17p (gene INA17). Bases 1 to 543 code for a protein of 180 amino acids. Lineage: Eukaryota; Fungi; Ascomycota; Saccharomycetes; Saccharomycetales; Saccharomycetaceae. The transcript has a single exon. The record is from RefSeq and is a predicted model, not a curated record.